AUGGGCCUGAAUCCGUACCUGGGCCUGCGUGGCAAUGCCCUCCUCCGUGCGGCCGUCAUGUUGGUCGUCUGUCCGACCUUUGUCUGCUAUGGCUACAACAUGAGUGUGGCCGGCGGUCUGUUGACCCUCGAGACCUUUAACCUGCAAUUUCCCCAGAUGGACACCAUCAACACGACUGGGGCACAGAACCACUACAACUCUCAGAUUCAGGGCACUGUGAUCGCUCUCUACACCGUCGGCGGUAUCUUUGGGGCCCUCUCGUGCGUCUACCUCGGCGAUGCCUGGGGCCGCCGCAAAGUCAUCUUCAUCACCAAUGCCAUCACCGCGGUCGGGGCCAUCCUCAUGGCGUCGUCGUUCCACUUUGCGCAGUUCAUCGUCGCGAGACUGGUUCUCGGGCUGGGCAUCGGCGGGUACGUGGCCACGGUGCCGGUGUGGCAGUCGGAGAUCUCGCCCGCACACAAGCGCGGCUCCAACGUGGUCACGGACGGCAUCUUCGUGGGCAUCGGCGUGACGGGGGCGCUGUGGAUCGACCUGGGCUUCUACUUCAUCAAGGGCAACUCGGUGUCGUGGCGGUUCCCGCUGGCGUUCCAGCUGGUGCUCACGCUGACGGCCAUGGUCUUCAUCACGACGCUGCCCGAGUCGCCGCGCUGGCUCGUCAAGAUGGGCCGCGUCGACGAGGCGCGCGGCGUGCUCGCUGCGCUGCAGGACGAGGACGAGCACUCGGACUCGGUGAUGACCGCCAUCCAGGAUAUCGAGACCUCGCUCGCCAAGGCCGGCUCCGGCACCUGGCGCGACAUGUUCACCAUGGGCGAGGCCCGCCUCUUCCACCGCGCCUACCUCGCCGCCACCGGCCAGAUGUUCCAGCAGAUGUGCGGCGUCAACCUCAUCACCUACUACGCCACCACCAUCUUCCAACAGUACCUGGGGCUGGACCCGGUGAAGUCGCGCAUCCUCGCCGCCGCCAUGGGCCUGACGCAGCCGUUUGGCGGCUUCCUCGCGUUUUUUACGAUUGACCGCCUCGGCCGCCGCCCGCUGCUGCUCUGGAGCGCCGGCGUCAUGGCCAUCUCCAUGGCCAUCCUCGCCGGCACCACCUCGACCCAGAACAACACCGGCGCGCUCGUCGUCGCCGUCAUCUUCCUCUACAUCUUCCAGUUCACCUUCACCGUCGGCUACUCGGGCCUCACCUUCCUGUACGCCGCCGAGAUCGCCCCGCUGCAGGUGCGCGCCGCCGUCAACGCCGUCUCCACCGCCACCGUCUGGGCCUUCAACUUCCUCCUCGCCCAGGUCACCCCCGUCGGCUUCGCCACCAUCAACAACCGCUACUACAUCAUCUUCGCCGUCAUCAACGCCGCCAUGAUCCCCGCCGUCUUCUUCUUCUUCCCCGAGACCAAGGGCCGCUCGCUCGAGGAGAUCGACGAGAUCUUCGCCCAGUCCAAGUCCAUCUUCGACCCACCCAAGGUCGCCCGCCGCAUGGCCAAGAUGCAGGUAGGUCAGGUGUUCCUCGAGGCCCGCGAUACCUCCUCGAGCGAUGAGUCGACCGGCGACAAAGCUGUGAAGGCGUAG
Messenger RNA from Aspergillus terreus NIH2624, 1563 nucleotides. RefSeq names its product putative MFS sugar transporter. The transcript is spliced from 2 exons. Gene Ontology annotation, biological process: carbohydrate transport; transmembrane transport. Lineage: Eukaryota; Fungi; Ascomycota; Eurotiomycetes; Eurotiales; Aspergillaceae. Gene Ontology annotation, cellular component: membrane. The coding region runs from base 1 to 1563 and encodes 520 amino acids. Gene Ontology annotation, molecular function: carbohydrate:proton symporter activity. The record is from RefSeq and is a predicted model, not a curated record.